Messenger RNA from Saprolegnia parasitica CBS 223.65, 402 nucleotides. RefSeq lists its product as hypothetical. Gene Ontology annotation, cellular component: mitochondrial inner membrane. Gene Ontology annotation, biological process: protein insertion into mitochondrial inner membrane. The coding region runs from base 1 to 342 and encodes 113 amino acids. The transcript is spliced from 2 exons. NCBI's taxonomy places the organism in Eukaryota, Oomycota, Saprolegniomycetes, Saprolegniales, Saprolegniaceae. The record is from RefSeq and is a predicted model, not a curated record.
AUGUCAACCGGAUUUUGGGCGUCCAUUUUCCGCCAGUGCCCGGAUAUCGAUCGACGCAAGAUGAACUUUCCUGGUCUUGGCGCCCCCGCGCAGCAGCAGCAAGGCCCGUCGCCCGUCGCGAUGGCCAAGGUCGAGAUGGCCAUGUACACGGACCUCUUCAACCGCAUGGCCGAGAUGUGCUUCAAGAAGUGCAACUACCGCUUCCACGACGCCGACCUCAACGUGGGCGAAAUGAGCUGCGUCGACCGCUGCGUCGGCAAGUACAUGCAGGCGCACCACCAGGUCGGCGAGACCAUGCAGCGCGUUCAGAACAGCAUGAUGGCCGGCAACCCGCCCCAAUAGACACCGUAAUACAACCUCGCCACCUGUAUAACUAAGCUCCAUCCCAUCUCACAUUGCAGC